GCGCAGAGCGUACGUGAUGCGUUCAUCAAAUAUUUCAAGGAAAAUGGCCACACUUUCGGUUUGCGACCCUCCAUGCCAACUGAUUGAUGGUUGCCACUAAUGCUGCUACGCGCCCAGUUGCCUCGUCGCCAGUUGCCCCGCUGUCGGAUCCCACCCUGCUAUUUACCAAUGCAGGGAUGAACCAAUUUAAAUCGAUCUUUCUAGGCACCGUGGACCCUCAUUCAGACUUUGCGACCUUGAAGAGUGCGGUCAAUUCCCAAAAGUGUAUCCGGGCCGGUGGAAAGCACAACGUUAGUAGACAAUACCUGCCUGGCAAGAAAACAACCCCACCCCGGGAAAGCAACUAAUACCCGUACAGGACCUAGACGAUGUCGGGAAGGAUAGUUAUCACCAUACCUUCUUUGAAAUGCUCGGGAACUGGAGUUUCGGUGACUAUUUUAAAC
Messenger RNA from Aspergillus steynii IBT 23096, 443 nucleotides. RefSeq lists its product as uncharacterized. The transcript has 3 exons. Gene Ontology annotation, biological process: alanyl-tRNA aminoacylation; tRNA modification. Gene Ontology annotation, molecular function: ATP binding; amino acid binding; aminoacyl-tRNA deacylase activity. Bases 87 to 347 code for a protein of 86 amino acids. The record is from RefSeq and is a predicted model, not a curated record. Lineage: Eukaryota; Fungi; Ascomycota; Eurotiomycetes; Eurotiales; Aspergillaceae. Gene Ontology annotation, cellular component: mitochondrion.